CAGUCUAAAGGGAGUCGAUGGUGCUAAUAUUAUUUCAUAAAUUAGGCCUAUUUAUCUUCCUGACACACACACACACAGAAAGAGAGAGAGAGAGGGGGAGAGAGAAACUGACUCUGUCAAUCCCUCCCCCGCUUCAGGACGUCACUGAAAGGGAGAGGACAGCAUCUUGGCUGACCCAGCUCUUUCUCUAGAUAACUGAAUUCAGCCAACCAAACAGGAUCGACCUCUCUUUCUCUCUCAGCCCUCCAGCCAUAGACGCCCAGCCAAAAGAGAGGGAUGUCACAGCUGCAAGAAAGACAGUCCUCCUCGGUCUGCAUGAACUACAAGCAGUGUGCGACCGUUCUUACGCACGGUAAAUAACCCAUGCGCUUACGCACGGGUUAUUUACUUCUUUUACGCGCUCUCCGGAGACAAAUCGUGCCAGUUUUGGACCUACUGACUGUUUAUCUGUCCCCUCUCUGUUGGUGGUAAAAAUGCUUCCCAGUCCGGUCAUAACUUCUUCCACCACGCCUUUUUCUGUGAAGGACAUUCUGAAGUUAGAGCUACAGCAACAAUCUCAGCAGCACCAGCUCCAGUUGAUCUCCUGCUUCGGUCUCUCUGGUGCGCUGUCACAGCCGGGAAGUUUCCCAAAUAAAACCCUCCGCUCUCACUCACCGCCCUCCUGCAUGUUGGCCGGCAGGGACAGUCCAAGUCCCAUCAGCUCCGGCCUCUCGGAGACCGAGGAGAGGAUGUCGUACCUCAACACGAUGACGGUACCUGACCGGCUGACGGGGUCUGGUCUACCGGUCGAGAUGUUCGGCAACCCGGCGCAGAACCACUCUGCAGACCUCCGACUGGAGACCGAACAGGACGACCGGGACAGCAACAGCUGCAGCGUGUUGCGGGCUGAGUGUGAGGACCCGGAUUCAGAGAAACCCCCCGCCAAGCAGCCGAGGACUAGGAGGAAACCCCGCGUCCUCUUCUCUCAGGCUCAGGUCUUCGAGCUGGAACGGCGCUUCAAGCAGCAGCGUUACCUGUCCGCCCCGGAGAGAGAGCACCUGGCAAGCUCCCUGAAACUCACCUCCACCCAGGUCAAGAUCUGGUUCCAAAACAGGAGGUACAAGUGUAAGAGGCAGCGACAGGACAAGACUUUGGAGAUGGCGGGUCAUCACCAUCACCACCACCACCACCCACCACCGCCGCCCAGGAGGGUGGCUGUGCCGGUGCUGGUCCGGGACGGGAGGCCGUGUCUAACUGGAUCCCAGAACUACAACACUUCUUACACAGUGGGAGCUCCAAAUCCGUACAGCUACAACGGUUAUCCACCCUAUAGCUACAACAACUCGGUAUAUACUAACACUUACUCUUGUACUUACUCUAGUUUACCUGCUCUGCCGCCCAGCAACGCCACUGCUAAUGCUUUUAUGAACAUGAAUUUGGGAAACCUUGGCGCACAGACGCAAAGCCAGGCUCCCCAAGGACCAGUGGUCACGCCCUGCCAAGGAACUCUACAGGGCAUCCGGGCAUGGUAGCGCACUCAGCAGCACAUUCACAGCUGGGAGAGACUUCUCUGGGAUGGCUGAACGGACUCGAGCACGUAGGAGAGCACAACUUAUAACUCAACACAUUACAGAAAGCACAGGCCAGGUGGCUGUGACUCAAGGCAGGCCUAUGAGGAAACCCUAACCCGCUGACUGAGAUCCAAAGCACAGUAUACGUAUUUUUUUUGUCUCUGAGCCACAAUGUAGAGAAAACUUUUUUAAAACCUGCUGUAAAAUAUUUGAUUGUAGGACUGAAUGUUGCCGACGAGCAAAGACUGUGCGUAAAGUGGCCUGUUGUGGUUCAGCGUAUAGGUGUAAUUAUAUGCGACUAAAAUAAAGGGACAAUGUAUAGACAUAUAUGUUUUUAUGCAAACAGUACAGCCCACAAUGAAUUUUAAAAAAUGGUCUAAAUAGACCCAUUCAAAUUAGAUCCCCCCAAAAACGCCACCAAAAUGGGCCACAAUUGCUGAUGCAAAGUAUUAUUCCUCUUUUUUCUUUUGGACAGUGUGAUAAGUGUUUGGCCAGUAGCCUUUGUUUUUAUUUUUGAAACAGCUUUUUUGAAAAAUAUCAAUAACGAUGAAAUUAAAUGAAUCAAGUGAC
Messenger RNA from Toxotes jaculatrix (banded archerfish), 2120 nucleotides. RefSeq names its product NK2 homeobox 3 (gene nkx2.3). The transcript is spliced from 2 exons. The coding region runs from base 474 to 1511 and encodes 345 amino acids. Gene Ontology annotation, biological process: regulation of transcription by RNA polymerase II; cell differentiation. Gene Ontology annotation, molecular function: DNA-binding transcription factor activity, RNA polymerase II-specific; RNA polymerase II cis-regulatory region sequence-specific DNA binding. The record is from RefSeq and is a predicted model, not a curated record. Gene Ontology annotation, cellular component: nucleus. NCBI's taxonomy places the organism in Eukaryota, Metazoa, Chordata, Actinopteri, Toxotidae.